AUGAAGUGGCCAUGGUCUAAUAACAAUGAAUCAGAUUCCUUAUCUUCUUCUUUUAACUCUGAUUCAACUACAGAGGAGAAGACUUUAAAGCCAAUCAAAAGUAAUUAUAUUCCUGGUCAAAAAAUUUUGUUAAGGGAUACAGAACCAAGAUUUAAAGAUUACAACGAGAGGGGUGGCAGUAACAAUACAAAUAAUGGUUUUGGUGAUAGUAGUACAUCAAGCAUAGUAUCUACAAAUACAUUCAAGCAGGUGUUAAAUACUAUAUCAAAGGACCAAUUUACAUUUGAAAAUCUAGUUAACAUUCCAUGUUUUAGGGAUGCGGGUAUAUUAGGCUUUUCAGCAAUGUUUGUAAUGGGUGUAUCAACAGCAAUAAUUAAUAGAAGGAAACCCUUGUCAACCAGACUUUAUUGGAAUAAACUUAUAAAUUGGUCGGUUGGUGGUUUAUUGUUGGGUUCAAUUGUUGGAUGGGAACAGUGCAGAUCGCAGAGACGUAAGAGUUUUGAAAUUGCACAAUUGGCGAUCGAAACUGUACAAAAGAAAGAAAAACCAAUGUUGAAACAUAAAGAUAACUCAAAAUCCCCACAAACUCAAGAACUUCUAAAAGAAUGGAAGGAACAUCCAAAUGAUGUUACGAGAGGUGAUUUUAAUUGCGAUAACAAUAAUGAUAACAAUAGUAACGCUAACCCUUGGUAUAAAUUUUGGUAA
Arxiozyma heterogenica is the source of this 705-nucleotide messenger RNA. RefSeq names its product Cox20p (gene COX20). Gene Ontology annotation, cellular component: mitochondrion; mitochondrial inner membrane. The record is from RefSeq and is a predicted model, not a curated record. Bases 1 to 705 code for a protein of 234 amino acids. Lineage: Eukaryota; Fungi; Ascomycota; Saccharomycetes; Saccharomycetales; Saccharomycetaceae. Gene Ontology annotation, biological process: mitochondrial respiratory chain complex IV assembly. The transcript has a single exon.